AUGACUCAUGAAAGCAUGCCAUUGGUUUUUGUUGGCGGGCUGUGCUGCAAUGGAACAAUAGAAUACGAUGAGUUACAUACAGUGUUGAAGUCAUGUAUGGCAGAAAGUGCAAUUCAGCUCAGUGACGAAACUUUGCAUGAACUUACCAGUGUUUUGUUUCACGAGGCGGAUGAAGACGACAGCGGUUCCAUUACAUUCGAUGAAUUACAGAAUCAGCUCACCAAAUAUCCUGAUAUUACAGAAAAUUUAACUGUCAGUGCUGCAUCAUGGAUGCACCCGCCAGUGAAUCAGCAUUGGACUUCCAUCAUAUGGAAUUGCUCAGCCAAACGUUUCAGUAGAGCGUAUAUUCGCAACAACUUGCCAUUACUUGCGUUUGCUAUUAUUUACGUCUUUUUAAAUACUGCUCUCUUUUGUGAAGCUAAUGUAAAAACUAGAAGAACUAACGUCGGUUAUUUUUGGCUUUCCAUUGCAAAGGGAUGCGGCGCUUGUUUAAAUUUGAAUGGAACUAUAUUGUUAUUUUUAAUGCUGAGGAAAUUUUUGACACUAUUACGAGGAACACUUCUAUCACAUUAUCUACCAAUCGAUCAGCACAUUCUUCUGCACAAAACAGUAGCUUGUGUCAUCAUUCUACUUUCAACCAUCCACACCAUCUCACACAUCAUUCAUUUCCUUGAAAUGAGCAAAGAGGGCAACACUUCUCUCUCGGCAGUGGAGCACUUUUUAACAGUUAAGUCGAGAAUUGGAUGGAUUGCAGGAACGGCAAAUGUCACUGGCAUGUUACUUCUGGUAUUACUUAUCGUGAUAUCUACGUCCUCAGUAUCGUUGGUUAGGAGGAAAGGUUAUUUCCAAGUUUUUUAUUGGACGCAUCAAUUAUCACUCUUGUGGUGGCUACUUCUUAUGGUGCAUGCGCAGAAGUUUUGGAUGUGGUUUGUGAUUCCUGGAGUAUUGUAUGUCAUAGAGCGUGUACUCAGAAUGAAACUCGUUAGAAAAGCUAAGUUUGGGAGAAUUUUCAUUAACCAGGCUGUAGUUCUGCCAGACAAGGUGCUGCAUCUUGUGAUUCCUAGGCCAAAUAAUUUUAGCUUUCAGGCAGGUGAGUACGUUUACAUCAACAUACCAAGCAUUGCACAUCAUGAGUGGCACCCUUUUACCAUCAGCAGCGCCCCGGAACAGCAACGUAAGUAUUCUAUUCUAAUCAAUUUUAUUACCGGUACGCCGAGUCUGAAAAACGAUGGGUGCAAAGAAAUCAAUGAAACGAAUCAGAAAUUCUCCAAGGCAAAAACACCAAAAAAGUUACAAAGGAGACGCGUGACGCAACAUUCGUUGGACGUCGUAUUGGAUGGGGUAUCUUCAAGUGGCACAGAUAUCGAGGUUUACAUAGACGGUCCAUACGGAGCCCCAUCUCAGCAUAUAUUUCAAGCAGAGCACGCCGUGUUGAUUGGUGCCGGUAUUGGUGUGACACCAUUCGCAUCCAUUCUACAAAGCAUACAUGAACGCUACAAAGUGGCUAAACGAAUAUGUCCAAAUUGUAAAUACGCCUGGAUGGAAGACACUUCGUCAAUUAUGAGAUUAAAGAAGGUCGAUUUCAUGUGGAUUAAUAGGGAUCAAAGGUCGUUCGAAUGGUUCAUAAGUCUUCUGAAUCAAAUUGAAAUAGAACAACAGAUUAUCGAACCAACAAAUCGAUUCUUGAAUAUGCACCUAUAUAUGACGUCAGCGCUUCGUAUGAAUGACGUCAAAGCAAUCGGUCUACAAAUGGCCCUCGAUCUGCUACAUAAGAAAAGCAACAGGGACACAAUCACAGGUCUUAUGACGCGCACGCAGCCUGGUAGGCCUGAUUGGAACAAGGUGUUCACAAACAUUCGCAAUGCCCGGCAAGGAAAAGUUACUGUGUUCUUCAGCGGUGUACCAGAACUUGGUGAUGUUAUCUGUAAAAAGAGCUCACAAUUUGGAUUUGACUUCAGAAAAGAAAACUUCUAGAUCUAUCGGUGUAUAAUAAGAUUAGACUUCCGUACACUUUAGUUGGCUUAUUAUAUUUUAUUAUGAUUUUUGAUAUAUAAGAAACGCUAUUCGGUAGUUUUUGCCGCACGACGUUAACCUUAACUUUAACGUUAGUACUUAAAUACAACACGAUGGCUCCGCCCUUUUUUAAACAAAUCGAAAUACGCAUGCGCACACCCGUAACUAAGAUUCAAAGAUUCAAAACUUUUAUUCAUCCUCAGUAAGGAAAUUUCAUUGCUUGCAAUCGGAACAGUACGAUUUACAAAUUUAAUUUUAAAUUUAAAUUUCAUUUACAUUUAAAUUUAGUUUUUACGUACCUUUUUACGUAUCCUUAAAUCAACGUAGGCCUACUGCGCAACGGAAGAUAAAUAAAUUAUGACAUCAUCCCUUAACGUUAAGGUUAACGUCGUGCGGCGAAAACUACCUAAUAUCGCAUCGCAUUUUACUGCGUACAGUACCACAUAUGUGUUUCUGAUUUGGAGAAAGCAGUUGAACUUUCAUGAGAUUAUAAAUGAUUGACAUAGGCCAACCCAGCUUGUAAAAUGAGUACACGUCCGCAUGUAGAGAAGAGCUCAGUCGACAAGUGGUGGCCGAUGUCCCCGACGAAAAAAAAUAUCGGACGGUCGAGCAUCGCUCAAAUUCACUUGAAAUUGUUCUAGGGGCGCGAAGCCCCCAAAAUAUGACAAUUUAUGGGUUUCAAAAUCGUAUUUAAUCGGUUUUGUGGUCUUGCUACUGGAGUUUUUCCUGGCUGCCUUAAACAGGCUAUAAUAACUUCUUAAAAAACUAUUGACCUCUUUCCGAUCUUUCGUUUCGACUGUGAAAACGUUAAAAACCGUGUGAUUGUUAGUAAUUUAGGCCAACGACUACAAUAUUGCGUAUAAAAAGGCUCAUAACUUUGAAACUUCAUUAAUGAACGUUGAAGAUGCUAUAAUGAAACAUAUAUCUGCACAAUGGUGUAUUUUGAGUACCGCUUGAUCAGAGCAGUGCAAUUUCCCUUAGGUCGAAUUAUUACAUCAUUUACCUUAUCGUCAAUCAAUCAAUCAACUAGGAUUUGUAAAGCUCCAAUAUGUAAGGCAGAAUGCAAUGUUCAAGUGGCACUAUGACAAUGGUACCAUAUCAUAGCAUAUCAUUGUACAUCAGUUUUGAUCAUAAAGACCUUGGCAUUGGCUAUAAACAAACUCCUCAUAGCAUUUGUGCUCUUACGAAACGGAGGAGUGCAACAUAUUGAAAAUCAAUGGUGAUAAAACUGAAGUUUUUUGUUUGUUUUUGUUUGUUUGUUUUUUUUCCCAUGGGUCCUUUUUCUCGUGGGUCCUUAUUGGUAGGCGAAAAAUACAUUUCUCGUUCCAAUAAUGUGAAUAGACAUACUGUGAUUUCCAAAUGACCAGAUUGCCUAUAUUAAACCUCCCUGUUCCUGACAUGUCAGUUCCGUAACAUUUCCCGGAUAUGCAGGCUCUUCGAUUAAUACUGUCAUUUUGUCAUUCGGGCACUCAAGACUUGAUUACGAUAACGUCUACUCCUUGACUGGGCAGCUAUACUGUAGUUAAUUUGUCUUCACCUUGUUAAUACAUGAACUUCACUGACUUCCGAUCGAAAAUCGAAUCAUUUUCAAAAUCAUGGUUUUCGUUUUUAAAUCCAUCACUAACAUUUCUCCAACUUAACUUUCUAAUAGACUCGCCCUUCGUUAAAAAAGUCCUUGAUUAAAAUACUAAAAUCUGCUCAUUGCGGCUCUUUUUUUUUUAUUCCGCUACUCACAUUUGAAACAAUUGCCUAUUAAUGUCCGAUAAUGUUAUAUUUUAGGAACAAUUGAAACUUAAGCUUCCUUGGACUGUUUACCUGUUUACUUAUUUCUUCUUCAGCACCACGAUCUUAAUAUAUUUUCCCCAAAUAUUGAAAAUAUCAGUAGGGGGACAGUGUUGGUGGAGGCAACAUACCUUUUACACGACGCAACAAGUUCAAUCAAUUAGAUGCUUUAUUAACUACACAUUGAACAUGUUAAUGCCAUAACUUUUGAAUUGAAGGUAUUCCAAUAUGUUUGUGUUCAUUACUAAAUUGUAUAUAGAGUUGUUAUUCAAUUUUACAUUUAAAGAAAUACUGUAGUUUCUUUCCGGCUCGUAUAUAAUUAUGUAGUUUUUUAUAUUAAAAUUCACAUUCUAUUUUGCUGCCUAAUCAUGCAUUCGAGUGAGAUAAUUUUUUGUUCAGAAAUUUACCUGUCAGUACAAAUAUAAUUUAACGAGGUGACAUCAGCAGAUAGGCUAAUAUUACACUCAAUAUUGUCGGCAAUGUCAAUCACAAAAACAAUUCAUAAAAAAACGGCCCAAGACGAUCCUUUUGGUACUCCCGCUAUUGACAAUGAUUAAGUGACUUUGAAACCAAUGUCCGUUAGAAGAUUUUUGUGCUUAAAUCACUUCUUCAUUACAUUGUUCUAUUAUAAUAGAGCAACGUGUGAUUAUAAUAGAGGAAUGUUGAUUUUUUAUUUUAGUAUUAUAGACGCCAUGUAUGAUUUCUAUACCUGCCCAGUAGAAUACAGGAGCAAGUUCUCAUUGCCAAAAGGCCUGUUUACACUAUGACGAUAACGAUCAACGAUAAAAAGCUAUAAAGCAAUUGUUCAUAUAGAAAAUGAAAGAAAUAAUAAGUUUUAUCGUGCAUAAGAUAAAAAAUAUUUUCACAAAUCAAAUCAAAUCAAAUUAAGUCAUAAUCAUGGGAAACCGCUAAAAUCGUAGCAGUAAAAACGAUUUUAUCGUUUUCCCAUUAUUAUGACGUCAUUUGAUUUGAUUUGUGAAAAUAUUGUUUUAUCGUAUAAGCGAUAAAUCGUUAUCGAAUCUUGCUAGUGUGAAAACUAAUCUUAUUUCUUUUAUUUCCUAUAUAAACAAUUGCUUUUUAGAUUUUUAUCGUUGAUCGUUAUUGUCACUGUGUAAAUAGGUCAUAAGGAUGCCUCACAAACAAGAAAAAAAGAACAUUUACUAAAACAUCUCUUUAAAAAGGUAACUUUGUCAUUUAUUUUCAAUUCAAACUGAUCUGAAAUUUGAAAAUCAGUUAAAAUAUACACAGAAAAUGUUCACAUUACAAAUACAGUUCUUUAAAUUAAAAAGUUUAAGAUGGCAUGGGGAGUAUUUGUGCAUUGCUCUACCCAACAGAUUUGGUGUUUAUAAAAUUAUAGAU
Molecule: messenger RNA, 5154 nt
Organism: Anneissia japonica
Lineage: Eukaryota; Metazoa; Echinodermata; Crinoidea; Comatulida; Comatulidae
Product: NADPH oxidase 5-like
Exons: 10
Coding region: 1-1974 (657 amino acids)
Biological process (GO): superoxide anion generation; defense response
Cellular component (GO): NADPH oxidase complex; plasma membrane
Molecular function (GO): superoxide-generating NAD(P)H oxidase activity; calcium ion binding
Source: RefSeq, a predicted model, not a curated record